Molecule: messenger RNA, 1797 nt
Organism: Lolium perenne
Lineage: Eukaryota; Viridiplantae; Streptophyta; Magnoliopsida; Poales; Poaceae
Source: RefSeq, a predicted model, not a curated record
UAAUAACUCGUAUCCCUUGGUUGACCUCCAUCCUCCCCUCUUUCUCAACGGCGCAGCCUCUUCUCUCUCCACCACCCCUUACCAACCCGCCGCCGGCGCCUGUAACCCUAAAUUAAUUGAUGUUCGUUCUUCGUUGAUCUACGAAUUCUGACUGGAGGCGGAAGCUUUGCAUUAGAAGAGAGAACAGUAAGCAUAAGGAGCGAUGUCAAAGCACCACUACGAAGAGCUGGGCGUUUGCAGCCGGAAGGCCAAGCGCAAGCGCCCGCACCUUUACUUCGUCAUGAAUGACGGGGACGGAUACUCCAUCCGAAAGGUAGACCUGUCGUCGGACUAUGAUUCAGACGACGACGCCAUACACCAUAAGGAUGGAACGAUCUAUGCCAGGGAGUUGCCCCUGCCACGUGUUCUCAUCCGCUUUCAUGAUUCUUUCAGUGGCGAGUUCUUCACCGCCAUUGGCACCAAGAUCCUAGCAACGGGGAUCGGUUCGCCUAGGCGCGCUGCCCCAGCCUUUGAUGUCCUCUCGCGGACUCUUAGUCUUGGUCCCCGGCCCCAGAUGCGCCCCUGUAGUCCACUCUACAUGCCUGUCGGCUGCAGUCUCGUCUCCUUGGACUUUGGAUCUACCCAGCUUCUUGAUUCUCCCCCACCAGAAAACAUAAGCUGUCAAUGGUCAUGGCAGGAGCUGCCGAAGGCUCCCUUCAAGCACCUUGACGUCACCUGCCAUGCCGAGCAUCCUGAUGGGCACACACUCUUUGUGAGCACCCUGAGUGGAGGCUCCCCCUCUACUUUCACCCUAGAUACUGUCAAUGGCGUUUGGAAGCAACAUAGCAAUUGGGCACUGCCGUUCAAAGGCCACGUGCAUUUUGACCCUGCGCUUGAUGCCUGGGUUGGGUUCCCUGAGGCCAAGGAACACCUAGGCUACCUCUGCUCCUCUAAUGUGGUGACCAUUGACGCUGUGGCCAUCCCUGAUUUUAACGUGGUGUCCAUCCCUGCCCCUGACACUGGCUGUAAGGUCCAACCCAUGGAUUCUGAUGAUGGGGAGUCCAGUGAUGAUGAUUCCAGCGGCGACUUAACGCCAAGGUUGAUGCUUGGCAAGGACAAGAUUUUCUGUGAGGAUCCAGCCGAGCAACACCAUUGUGCUGCCCUCGUCUACAUGGGAGGUAGAAGCAAGUACUGCCUGCUGCAGUGCUUCUCUGUUAUAGAUCAAAAUGGCAUGGAUAAUGACGAUGAGGAUGACCCUUACCAGGUUGAAGUUAAGGAUGAGGACCUACCUCGUCGCCAUAUGCUCCGUUUAACAACAUUCACUCUCAAGUAUGACAUGGACAGGGAACUGAGUACUGCCAAGCGCCGCCGGGUUCGAUGCUACGAGCUGCCUCCUGACGUGGAACAGCUCUUUGGUUGCAUCCAAGCUUUCUGGAUAUAAAGCAAGCCAUGAUAUGCUGCUGGGUUCUGUGCUAUGAGCUACUUCCUGAUGCAGAAUUACUUUUCGAUGAUAUCCAAAUCUUCUGGAUGUAAAACAAGGCAUAGUAUCUUUCUGUAUGACUUAACUUUGUCAUAUCUAUGACGAAAUUGAGUCAACUAAUUUGGGACGAAUAUUAUUCUCAAAUAAAGUAUGCAGCAGUACAUGCUGCCCUGGUGCUUCAUGUAUUUCUUGAUACAGAUUAGAAUCAUCAUCACUUAUGAACUUUGUAGAGGUCCAUGGUACCUGUAUUUAAUCUUACUUAAUACUUAUAUUAUGUAUUAUUAUAUGAACUCUGUACAAACUCAUGUUACUAUCACCAGCGCUGAUGUUGCACUGCA